Messenger RNA from Osmerus eperlanus (European smelt), 2005 nucleotides. RefSeq names its product Cbp/p300-interacting transactivator, with Glu/Asp-rich carboxy-terminal domain, 4b (gene cited4b). Gene Ontology annotation, biological process: regulation of DNA-templated transcription. The transcript is spliced from 2 exons. The record is from RefSeq and is a predicted model, not a curated record. NCBI's taxonomy places the organism in Eukaryota, Metazoa, Chordata, Actinopteri, Osmeriformes, Osmeridae. The coding region runs from base 225 to 1019 and encodes 264 amino acids. Gene Ontology annotation, molecular function: transcription coactivator activity. Gene Ontology annotation, cellular component: nucleus.
UUAGAUGUACAUAAUCCCUGAGUUGACCCAGAAAAUAGGCAGUCGUUUCAAGAUCUGAUGCGGCAGUCUUUGUGCAUAGUCCCCGUUUGAGCAUGAAGUGUAACCCUGUGGAAUACAGAUUGUAAUCCAGAGGAACCUCGCCUUGCAGAACGAAACCUGAAUAAGAAAUUGUAGCACUAGCAAGUCGCUCAACUUUACAACCCGAGCGGAUUUGGUAAGGCGGCAUGGCGGACCACCUGAUGAUGCCCAUGAACCACGGUUCGACGGGCGGCGGUCUCCACGGCUACAGGAUGGGCAUGAACGGUGGCCUGCAGGCAGGUCACCAGCAGCACGGCGCCCAGCCUGGCAUGAGGGCGCUGCCCAACGGCCAGAUGAUGCAGCACUACAGCGGCGGCGGUCCGCAGCAAGCCAACAUGGAGGCGGCCAUGAGGCAGAGACAUGGCAUGGUAGCUGGGAUGAACGGAGCCCAGAUGGGCCACCACCACCAGAUGACCCCUGGGAACAUGAUGUACAACGGUCAGGCACAGCAGCAACAGCAUCAUCACAUGCACCAGCAACCGCAGCAGCAACAACAACAACAACAACAACAGCAGCAGCAUCAACAACAACAACAGCAGCAGCAACAUCCACAACAGGCCCAGCACCCGCAACAGCAACAACAGUUCAUGAACGGGGGAAUGACGUCCCAGCAGCUCAUGGCUAGCAUGCACCUGCAGAAACUCAACACCCAGUACCACGGACACCCACUGGGGCCUAUGAACGGGAACCACAUGGGGGGCGGGCCCCAGUACCGCAUGGGCCCGGCCCAGCUGGCUAACAUGCAGCACAUGGCAGGCCCGGCCCUGGCCCUCAACGGCAUGGACGCGGACAUGAUCGACGAGGAGGUGCUGACCUCCCUGGUCAUGGAACUGGGCCUCGACCGGGUCCAGGAGCUCCCCGAACUCUUCCUGGGUCAAAAUGAAUUUGACUUUAUCUCUGACUUUGUGAGCAAACAGCAGCCCAGCACAGUCAGCUGCUGAGGCGCAGAGCAGCUGCCCCUGACUGUACUUAUGAGAGAAGAGACGCCGGGGAGGGAGGGGGGGGGGGGAGGGGGGAACGGAGGCGCGAGACUUGUGCUAAUGGCUAACCGCUCGGAUCUCUCGUUUUCGUGUGCCUCUCUCGGUACCCAGGCCAGGGUGCAGUGAGAGGGGGAGAAGAGAGGGAGGCUAACUCUGGAUGUGCUACGAGACAGCGCUGGGGGUUUCGUUAGUGCCGACGGCCCACACACGCGGCUCUUUAUCGGGUUUGGUCCUGCCCCCUGCCUCCUCUCUCCUCUCUCCAGGACAUGAAUGUAACAAACUGCUGAGACCCCCCUAGAAGCCACUCACGAUCAAUGUUAAGACGCUGUGUUGCCUCUCAUCCUGGACUGUAUGGCAGUUUAGCAGUAAAAAAUGUAUUUAUUUAUUACUCGUCAGAGAAAUUAAUAUAGAACAAAACCAGAUACCGACUGAGAUCUUCAGCAGAGGAUCAAGAUGUUUUGGGGAGGGGGGGGGGGCUGGGGGGGAUUGGGGAGGGCCGUGGUUAAGGUCUCUUAAAAUAUUUGAGGAAAUUGGAAAAUGGUUUUAGCUUCGCUGUAAAAACAAACCCUCUUCCCCAACAUGGAUUUCUUUGAGUUUGGAGGUUCUCUCUUGCCACUGAGAACAGAGGUUCAAACUGGAAUGUGAUCUCAUGCAUUUGAAUGGGAGACCAUCAGAAUUGGAUAGUUCACUGUGGCGGGUAUGGCUUCUUUUCGGUGUGAAGUUGAUUUUUUUUUUUUACUCAACCUACUGCUUGUACUGUAUGAAGCCGCCGAACUACAGAGAGGAUUACACUGUCUGUUCUAUGGAAGAUGUAGAACCGCCUUAAUCAUGCAGAUUUUAUUUAUUUGUUUCUUUUUAAUCUUCUACCUUUUUGUGGUGGAGAUGGAUGGGGUUGGAUUGUGUUUGUGAGGGCGUUUUGAGGAUCAAUAAAGACAGCCUGGACAUAA